Molecule: messenger RNA, 2404 nt
Organism: Callorhinchus milii (elephant shark)
Lineage: Eukaryota; Metazoa; Chordata; Chondrichthyes; Chimaeriformes; Callorhinchidae
Gene: tbx3a
Product: T-box transcription factor 3a
Exons: 7
Coding region: 151-2331 (726 amino acids)
Biological process (GO): cardiac chamber development; positive regulation of DNA-templated transcription; positive regulation of cell population proliferation
Cellular component (GO): nucleus
Molecular function (GO): DNA-binding transcription factor activity, RNA polymerase II-specific; RNA polymerase II cis-regulatory region sequence-specific DNA binding
Source: RefSeq, a predicted model, not a curated record
GCAACGAUACAACAACAACAACCACCACCACCCAAAAAAAAAAAAUCACCUCCAAAAUCCAUCCCAUCAUGUGUCUGUGAAAAAAAAAAAGCCGGCGAGGAGGUUCACAACGACAAGACCUUGGCAGAAAAGUGCAUGGAAAUUUAAUCGAUGAGAGAGACAGCCACUCCGGGAACAAACAUGGCUUACCAUCCCUUCUUACCUCACCGAGCACCGGACUUCGCGAUGAGUACGAUGCUCGGGCAUCACCCUUCUUUCUUCCCCGCUCUCGCCUUGCCCCCCAACGGCUCGGCGGCUCUCACACUCCCCGGCGGCCUGAGCAAACCUCUGAUGGAUCAACUGGCCGGCGCUUCGGAAGCGGCUGGGAUCUCGCUGUCGGCGUUGGCCCAUCCGCCUUCUCAUCUCAGGCCUCUUAAGACUCUGGAGCCCGAAGAAGAGGUAGAGGAUGAUCCGAAAGUUAAUCUCGAAGCCAAGGACCUUUGGGAUCAGUUUCACAAGCGAGGGACAGAAAUGGUUAUCACCAAAUCUGGAAGACGAAUGUUCCCGCCAUUUAAAGUUAGAUGCACUGGUCUGGAUAAAAAAGCCAAGUACAUUUUGUUAAUGGACAUCGUAGCAGCGGACGAUUGCCGGUACAAAUUCCACAACUCACGCUGGAUGGUGGCAGGGAAAGCUGAUCCCGAAAUGCCCAAGCGAAUGUAUAUCCACCCGGACAGCCCGGCUACUGGGGAGCAAUGGAUGUCUAAAGUUGUCACUUUUCACAAACUCAAGCUGACAAACAACAUUUCGGACAAACACGGCUUUACUAUUUUGAAUUCGAUGCACAAAUAUCAACCCAGAUUCCACAUCGUUCGCGCCAACGACAUCUUAAAACUCCCUUACAGUACUUUUCGCACCUACGUUUUUCCGGAGACCGAAUUCAUAGCAGUGACGGCAUACCAGAACGAUAAGAUAACCCAGUUAAAAAUUGACAACAACCCUUUUGCCAAAGGCUUUCGCGACACGGGCAAUGGGAGGCGAGAGAAGAGGAAGCAAUUGGCAAUCCAGUCGCUCCGAGUCUAUGAGGACCAGAAAGGAGGGAAGGAAAAUGGGACAUCGGACGACUCUUCCAGUGAGCAACCGGGAUACAAGUGCUUUGGUCAGUCCGCCUCUCCCGCUGUUUCCACUACAGGGACUGCAAACCUAAAAGCAGGUGCUUUGCCAAGCGAGGAAGAGAGCGACUUGGACAGCAAGGAUGAACCUUCGCAGGAAGGAAUAGCACUAAGCGCCUCCGCCGCCGCCUCGGAUGAGCGAAAGGACGACCCGGUUUGCGCCAAAUCUCGACAAUAUCCUUUAGACUCUGUGAGCAGAACCAAAGAGCCGGAGAGUCUGAGAACUGAUAAGAACUCGAAGGACACGCAACAGAUACAGAGCCCGACAAAUAGCUACUCGAGUAGAAGAGUGGUUAAUGAGGAGGGAUCCCGGAUCAAAAGUCCAGUGAGAGAACAUCGGAAGGCGGAUGAGACCAGGGCUCUGAGCAAGGAGCCCUACUCGCCCUUGAUGGUGCAAACUGAGAGCGCUUCCCACCUGAGCCACGGACAUUUGCAAAACCUUAGCUUCUCCCAUAACAUGUCUGGCCAGCAGUUUUUUGCCCCGUUGGGCGCGGGACAUCCCUUGCUCUUUCACCCCAGCCAGUUCGCCAUGGGUGGGGCCUUCCCCAAUAUGGCAGCAGGUAUGGGUCACCUGUUGGCUUCCAUGUCGGGCUCCUCCAGCGGAAUUGGCGGUCUGGAUGCGACUGGGAUUUCAUCACCUCAGGGACUGUCUGCAGCGUCCGCAGCCACUCUACCUUUCCAUCUCCAGCAACAUAUGUUGGCCUCUCAGGGUCUAGCGAUGUCUCCGUUUGGCAGCCUUUUCCCAUAUCCUUACACCUACAUGGCCGCCGCCGCCGCCGCCGCUCUGCCCGGUGGGGUACCCACCACAGCAGCCUCCGCCUUGCACCGUCACCCCUUCCUCAGUGCGGUCCGGCCCCGCUUGAGGUACAGCCCUUACUCGAUCCCGGUACCGGUGCCCGACACCAGCCUGUUGACCACGGCCGCUUUGCCCUCCAUGUCGACAGCGGGCGACCCCUCCAAGCCGAACAGAAUGGCUCCCAGCCCAGUGACAGCUGCCAGCAUGGACUCCUCCGCCUCGGAGAUCAAUAGCAGGGCCUCCACCCUCUCCACCGGCUCGGUCUCCCUCUCGCCCAAACAGUGUUCCGAGAAAGAAUCGACGACGAACGAGCUGCAGAACAUCCAACGCCUCGUUAGCGGAUUGGAAAGCAAACAGGAGCGAUCCUCCCGGGGAAACUCGCCCUGAUGGGUAUCAGCAACCGGGGGAGAUGAGAGAGCCCUUGAAAUGUGGCUUUGCAUGUCACACACACACACACACA